AUGAAGCCGUUUGCCGCUCUCACCUUCCUGGUGGCUCUCGCCACCGCCUCUCCCCUGGGUGUCACCCCUAGGGAGUCGGGCUCGCUCGAGAAGCGCGACACCGAGAUCAUCUAUCUCACCAACUGCAGGAACCUUGUCUCCUGCUGCACGCCGGAAGGGCACUCCUCCCACAUUGCCUACUACCCCGUCAGCGGGCAGUCCCAGAACGGCGAGGAGCCCGCCUCCAACGACGAAUGCACAGUCGACAGCAGCAACUACACCUGGUGGGAGCAGGACGGCAAGCAGUGCACCUUCCCGACCGGCGUGACCUUCACCACCCACAUCGACUCGGAUGCUCAGAGCCGCCCGCUGUACUCGUGGUCCGGCUGGGGCACCAACGGCUACAAGAACUUCAACUGCUAUCGCGAUAACGGCCGCAAGCUGUACGAGCGGAGCGGUCCCGAGUGGGCUUACAUUUGCAACGUCGUUUAUUACUGUGUUCCUCAUCAGACUAAGUACGGAAGUUUACAAAAUGGUAGCCGAGGCUUUGUACGCGGGCCAAACCCGACCUCAUCGUCGCUCAUGGCAGCUUUGCAAAUACGUCCUCCCCUUGCCUCGCGCCAACUCGCAUCCACCCGUUUCAACGUUGCCGCCAUGUCCACCAUCUCCGACGUCAUCACCAAGGACCACCGAGAAAUCGAGCGGUGCUACAACGAAGUCAUUGGCUCCAAGGACCAUGAUCACCAGGAACGCUUCGGCAACCAGUUCACCUGGGAGCUAGCUCGUCACAGCGUAGCCGAGGAACUGCUCGUCUACCCCGCCUUCGAGAAGCACAUGUGUAGGGAAUACCAGGUAUCGCGAUAG
Chaetomium globosum CBS 148.51 is the source of this 843-nucleotide messenger RNA. RefSeq lists its product as uncharacterized. The transcript is spliced from 5 exons. Bases 1 to 843 code for a protein of 280 amino acids. NCBI's taxonomy places the organism in Eukaryota, Fungi, Ascomycota, Sordariomycetes, Sordariales, Chaetomiaceae. The record is from RefSeq and is a predicted model, not a curated record.